GGUACCGGGCGGCUGGCAGGUGUGGUCGGAAGCGGCCCGGUCCGGUAUCUGGCCCGGAACCGGGGUGCUGGGCUUGCUGGUUCUUCUGCACUGGGUUUUCAGGGAAGGAGUAGGUAAACGUUGAGUUAAACGCUGAAGGGUGAAAAGAAGAAACGCAACUUUCGGGCGUCUCCGCGGUUGUCUUUAAAAACGAAAGCAAAAGCCGUUUUUAUUUCGCGAUUCUGAAACCCCAGAAGAACAGACAGUGCGCUGCUGCCUGGAGCCGGAGCCGUUUUUUAUUUCUUGUUUACCGUCUUUUUAAAAUCGCUCCCGGGUUUCUGUCGGGAGAUCGGCUGUGACAGCUGUGUGUGACGGGACUUUGCUCAGGGGCUGGUGUUCAGUGAGAGGAUUAACACCGUUUUCACCAAGGCUCCAGUCCAGCACCCGAUCCGCAGAAACACACACACACCGGUUCAAGACGGGAGUCCCGGAGUCCGGCAACUGAGGCGUGAAGAUGACCGCGGUGGCCUCAGACCCUCUCAGAGUAGUGCUGGUUGGGCUCAGCGGAGUGGGGAAGAGUGCAUCAGGAAACACCAUCCUGGGCAGAGAGGAGUUCGGAUCAGAGACCAGCCCCUCCUCACUCACUCUGAGGAGCCAGGAGGCGCAGGGAGAGGUGUGUGGGAGAAGAGUCACUGUGGUCGACACCCCAGGCCUGUUCAACACUGAGCUCUCUGACAAGGAUCUGAGAGGAGAGAUCCGGAGAGCUGUCCCGCUGUCGGCCCCUGGACCCCACGCUGUCCUCCUGGUCAUCCAGCUGGGCCGCUUCUCCCAGCAGGAGAAGAGAGCAGUGGAGACCCUGCAGGAGCUGCUGGGAGAGGGGGUGAGCCGGUACACAGUGGUCCUCUUCACUCACGGAGACAGGCUGAGAGGCAGGAGUCUCCAGGAGUUUGUCCAGCAGGAUGGGAACCUGCAGAGGAUCAUUCAGAAAUGUGGGAACAGGUGUCACCUCUUCAACAACACUGACAGGGGAGACGGCUCUCAGGUCAGGGAGCUCUUGGAGAAGGUGGAGAAGCUGGUGGAGGAGAACGGCGGGGCCUACAAUCCCAUGACCAAACCACGCGCUGUGGGCAGGUGGAUGCUGAUCCACCUGGUCUCAGUGCUGGCAGGGAUGGCGGUAGGGGCUGCCACGGUGCCCAGGGAACAAGCAUGGGUGGCAAGGGCGGCACUGGGAGCCCUGAUUGGGGGAUUGACAGGCAUCUGCCUCUCCAGCCUCUCCAGCUUCCUUCUUGACCUGGGAACACGGAGAUCUGCCGGCUCUGAGGAAGACCGCCGAAAAGACCGCUGAGGAUCGCAGUGACCGCUAACAGGCCUCUCCGGCACAGCUCCGGGGUCUGCAGGAGGUGACCGCUGGGCUGGACAGGCAGCACGUAGUGGUGACCAUUGUCCACUGUGCAGCAUGUUCAACACGGCAACAGGACCAACUGGACAGUUCGGAGACCCAGCCCGUCUGUGAGUCAGUAAACCGGACAAGGUCAUCACUGUCCCUUCUGUCCUACAGCACAGUGACACUGGAAAACUGCUGCACAGCUGAAAUUCAAUAAAAUACAGCAAAAAUAAA
Lepisosteus oculatus (spotted gar) is the source of this 1597-nucleotide messenger RNA. Its product is annotated as GTPase IMAP family member 7-like. The record is from RefSeq and is a predicted model, not a curated record. NCBI's taxonomy places the organism in Eukaryota, Metazoa, Chordata, Actinopteri, Semionotiformes, Lepisosteidae. Gene Ontology annotation, molecular function: GTP binding.